ACAUUCAUAACUUUAUAGGCUAAAGGGUCUCUCAAGUUAUUUCGACUUCCCGUUAACAUCGGCGCGGUUUGUAAAGUAAGAUGGCUUCGUAAUAUUUUUAUAAGCAAUUUUUGCUCCACAACGAAAAUGUUGAAAUUCCAACUCUUCGUACUGGAGUAUAUUAGUAAUUAAUAAGUAAUAUCAGAUAGUUUAUCUAUCAUCAGCUAUUUACUUUCAAAUGAUAAUUCGCUAUUUCUGAAUGUCCUUGUCAGCAGAAUGUCAUUCUAACGUCGUACUGUAUCGACAUUGGUCUGAUAUUCCUAUCAUUAAAUUUGAAGUGAUUGUUAACUGUAGUUCAUUUCAGAUAUGUCACGUAUGCUAAUCAGAGGUAGUGUUGCUGCGGCAGCUGUUAUUGGAGCUGGAGUUGCAGUAUCAAGUCGCAUGAACAGCGAUUCCACUGUACAAGCUCGUUGUUGGUCAUCAAAUGUCCACCUUCGCUAUCCACCAGCAUUGAAUUACCCUGACUUUAGCAAGCACAACAAUCAUAUGGCUAAAGUUCUAACUCCUGCUCUUUAUGCCAAACUUAGAGAUCGUGUAACUCCCAAUGGUGUAACAUUGGACCAAUGCAUUCAAACAGGAGUAGACAAUCCAGGACAUCCGUUCAUCAUGACAGUCGGACUGGUUGCCGGUGACGAAGAGUCGUACGAAGUUUUCGGCGAACUUUUUGACAAGGUCAUUGAUGACCGUCAUAAUGGCUAUGGCCCCAACAGAAAACAUCCAACAGAUUUGGAUUCAUCCAAAAUCCGUGGAGGAAACCUCGACCCAAAAUAUGUUCUCUCUUCUCGAGUAAGAACAGGUAGAUCCAUUCGUGGUUUAACUUUGCCACCUGUGUGCUCUAGAGCUGAGAGAAGGGAGGUUGAAAGAGUUGUAACCGAUGCUUUGGCCAAUUUGGGUGGUGAAUUCAAUGGCAAAUACUAUCCUUUAUCUAAGAUGACCGACGCUGAGCAAGACCAACUCAUUGAAGAUCACUUCCUCUUCGAUAAACCAGUAUCCCCACUUCUUUUAGCCUCUGGAAUGGCAAGAGAUUGGCCCGAUGCAAGAGGAAUCUGGCAUAACGAGAAAAAGAACUUUUUGGUAUGGAUCAAUGAAGAAGAUCAUACCAGAGUCAUUUCCAUGGAAAAGGGCGGUAACAUGAAAGCUGUCUUCGAGAGAUUUUGCAAUGGUUUGAAAGAAGUAGAAAAAAAUAUACUUUCAAAGGGUUGGGAGUUUAUGUGGAACGACCACUUGGGUUACGUUUUAACUUGCCCAUCGAAUUUGGGUACCGGUCUAAGGUGUGGAGUUCACAUCAAAUUGCCGAAAUUGUCUAAGGAUCCCCGAUUCUCACAAGUUUUGAAAAAUCUAAGACUGCAAAAGAGAGGAACUGGAGGCGUUGACACAGCAGCCGUUGGUGGUACUUUUGACAUCUCUAAUGCCGAUCGUUUGGGAAAAUCCGAAGUUGAAUUGGUUCAAAGCGUUAUUGAUGGUCUUGACUUACUUAUUCAAAUGGAAAAGCGCUUGGAAUCCGGAAAGAAGAUCGACGAUCUUAUUCCAAAACCAAUAAAAUAA
Molecule: messenger RNA, 1584 nt
Organism: Dimorphilus gyrociliatus
Lineage: Eukaryota; Metazoa; Annelida; Polychaeta; Dinophilidae
Source: the annotation of a GenBank genome assembly